Messenger RNA from Acanthisitta chloris (rifleman), 417 nucleotides. RefSeq names its product interleukin-9-like. NCBI's taxonomy places the organism in Eukaryota, Metazoa, Chordata, Aves, Passeriformes, Acanthisittidae. The coding region runs from base 1 to 417 and encodes 138 amino acids. The record is from RefSeq and is a predicted model, not a curated record. The transcript has 5 exons.
AUGAAUGCCAGCAUGCUGUCAUACAUACUCUUCUCUUGUCUGCUGCUCUCUGUGCAAGCAGAGUAUUGCAGUGUCCAGGAAAUUAUCCGCUAUACAAUGCGCCUGCUUGGGGAUAGUUCUGUGAGUUGCCCAUGCAGGCAGACAGCUGUCAGUUCAUGUUCAUGUCUUCCCAUUCCUGAGCCUGGCCAUGAAUUGGCAUGCUUUGCAGAAGGAACCAAACACCUGAUGGAAAACAACCAAUCUUCCAAUGCAGUUAUUACAAGGCUUUAUCUGACCUUUCAGUCUCUACUGGAUAGAAACCUCUGCCAAAGCCUGGCACGUGAGAAUCAAUGCCAGUAUGAGACCAAAGGAAAUGUGAAGGAAUUUCUGAACAAAAUCCUGAGAACCUACCAAGCAUUCAGUAAAUCCAGUGCUUAA